CUGCCACACCAUGCGUUUUGGCGGGUCCGGUCAAAACGCAUCCGGUCGACCGGAUUAACGACUCACAAGAGUUCUUAUUCUAGAUGUCACACUAGUGCGUUUUGUCGGGACCUGACGAUUCCUGCCGCUCGAUGACCGCAACAUGUUGCGGUCGGGCGGGAAACAAGUUGGCAGGACGUGUCAUCAAAACACAUAAUUUUAUAUCGUGUAUGCCACACUAUGCGUUUUGGCCGCUGCGUUUUUUGAAAAUUUAUGAAAAUUUAUUAUUUAUUAAACACAUAAUUAAUAAUUAUAAUAAAUUAUAUAUUACAUAAAUAUAGUAGGAACUUGAUAAUUGAUUACUUAUUUCAUUUUAAGUGUUUUUUUUUGAUAAUUUUUAAAAUAUCUAAAAUAAUGGUUUUUGAUACGGAUAAAUUUAUAUCUUGUAUUCAAAAUAACCCUUCCAUAUGGGAAAUUGGAUCAAAAGAUUAUAUGGAUAGGAACAUAAAACAACAAAGUUGGAACACGAUUGGCGAAUACAUGUUUGAAAAUUGGAGUGAGCUUGAAGAGCGUGCAAAACAAAAUAAAGUGACAGACUUGAAAACCAAAUGGAGACACAUAAGAGACCAUUACUCAAAAUUUAUAAAUCAGGGGAAAAGUGGUGAUAGUGCUAAAAAAAAAAAAUAUGUAUAUGCAGAAUCACUCUCAUUUCUGCAGCAUGUAAUCAAAAAGAGAAGAACGACAGGUAAUUUUGAUGAAAAUGUACAUGAAGAAGGAGAAGGAGAAAAUAUCAGCGGAGAAGAUUCGUCACACGAGCUAGAGAUAUAUGAUGAAACUAUACCAGCUCAAUCGGAUAGAUAUUCUACUCCAAAAAGUAAAAAACAAAAUAAAUGCAAGGUACAAAAAAUAACACAAUUUCAAAGAGAAUUAUUAAAAAAUUUAUCUACUUCCGAGGAAGAUGUCACAUCUGAUCCUGAUAAGGCAUUUUUAUUUUCCUUAUUACCCGAUUAUAAACGUCUUAACUAUGAGCAAAAAACAGAUUUUCGUCUCAUGACUUUACAGUAUUUUAGGAACAUAUCAUUAGGAUCUAAUCAAUUACAACCAACUCCGCCAUCUUAUAACAUUAAUCAAAACACUACUCGAAUUCCCCCGAUCCAAACUCAAUAUUCAAAUGUAUAUUCUUCAGAGUUCAACCCUGGUUUGGGGUACAAUCAAAAUCAUAAUCUUAUGCCACAACGCCCACAACCCUUGCCAUAUACUAGCUCAUAUAAUUAUACAUCUGAUCAAUCUCAACAACCUAAUACCAGUGGAGAAAUGUACGGAAAUUUUGAUAUUAUAAAUAAGUAGAGGUAGGUAAUAAUAUUAUAUUUACUGCAAUUUAA
Melanaphis sacchari is the source of this 1361-nucleotide messenger RNA. RefSeq lists its product as uncharacterized. Gene Ontology annotation, molecular function: DNA binding. The transcript has 3 exons. The record is from RefSeq and is a predicted model, not a curated record. Bases 394 to 1326 code for a protein of 310 amino acids. Lineage: Eukaryota; Metazoa; Arthropoda; Insecta; Hemiptera; Aphididae.